Molecule: messenger RNA, 337 nt
Organism: Temnothorax curvispinosus
Lineage: Eukaryota; Metazoa; Arthropoda; Insecta; Hymenoptera; Formicidae
Product: cx9C motif-containing protein 4
Exons: 3
Coding region: 90-302 (70 amino acids)
Cellular component (GO): mitochondrial intermembrane space
Source: RefSeq, a predicted model, not a curated record
UGUUCCAUGUAAUGCCGGCUAAAGUUAUGUAAGAUUGCACCGUGCAGCGUGUUACAAGGAAGAAUUAAAGAACCCUGUAAUUAUUUUGCAUGACGACCGCCGAUCCUUGCAAACAAAUUGCAUGUAAAUUGCAGAAAUGCUUAAACGACAAUGUGUUCCAGCCUUCCCGUUGUGCAGACGUACUUGAAGAAAUUAGAAAGUGUUGCUUAAAAAAUUCUGCUAACUCUACAGUUUGCGACGGCAUAAAUACCUCGAAACCAUACGAGCAUAAUACCGUAGAUUACCGAAAAGUUAUAAGAUAAGCGAUGCAAAACGAAGGGAGAAGAAGGAUAGUGCC